AUGCUUACACCACACCAUGGAUAUAGUUUAUACUAUAAUAUUUCAGGAUUGUAUGACGUGGGUAAAUCGACUCUAGUUCACGAAGCGGCAAAGGAAGUCGGUUGUGGAGUGAUUUAUGUCGACGUACCAACUAAUGUUGAAAAAUUUGGGGAUGAAUUUGCCAAAGCUUUAAACAUAUCAUUCGACAAACCUAUCUCAUUAACAUUAGCUCUGCUUAGAAAUAUUUGUGGAAUCCCUCUAAAAUCAGACCUAUUUGAAAACCUAUGGAAGCCUGCUGUUAUUAUAUAUGAUAAUGUCGACCGUCUUGCUCUUAAGAAUCCCAACCUACUUGACGUGCUUCAAGAUGAUGCUGAUGUUUCAGAGUAUAUUCCUUUAUUUGUGACUAGUGAGGGGACUGUUAGGAGGAUGCGAGGAAGAAGUUCAUGGUAUCGGGCAGCUCUAACUUUUGAAAUUGGAGACAUGACAAAGGAUGAAUCAAUGGAUUACCUAGUAAAUAAAAGUGAAAUUCCUUUAAGAGAAGCAGAACAAUUUUAUAACCUUCUUGGUGGCCGAAUUGAACAUCUUACAAUUGCAGUUGACUUGUUUAAGAAUACUCCAUCAUUUGAGGAAGCUGGUAUAAAUCCUGGAGGCCAUUAUCAUAAUAUUGCGAAAAAGAUUGUCAAGAUUUUACUUGAGAAAGGGAAAAUUAAAUAUUUUGAUUAUUAUGCGAUUGUGAAUGAUCGGAAGGUUGCAGACUUUCUACUAGCUACUAACAUAUUUUCGGUUCGUCCUGCGAAACUUGAUAUCAAUUUUAAUUCAAAGUUAAUAGAAUCUAUUAUUCGUGAAAAAAUAGUCAGCUUAUAUUAA
This is a messenger RNA of Dentiscutata erythropus, 846 nucleotides long. The record is from the annotation of a GenBank genome assembly. Lineage: Eukaryota; Fungi; Glomeromycota; Glomeromycetes; Diversisporales; Gigasporaceae.